Effrenium voratum is the source of this 1886-nucleotide messenger RNA. The record is from the annotation of a GenBank genome assembly. NCBI's taxonomy places the organism in Eukaryota, Dinophyceae, Suessiales, Symbiodiniaceae.
UAUACACACAUCAAAGUGCAGAGUAUGUCGACAGCUGUGUGACCAGUGCUUGAGCACAUGGCCGAAGAUGCCGAGGAGGUGGAGGAUGAGUCCCUUAUGACGCAGCUCUCGCGUGCGAUGGGAAGCUCUGCGCAGGCUGAUGCCAAUGGCGAGCAACCCGCUCCGCAGGAAGCGCCGGAGGACGUGAAGGCCGACCUCGAGGCGGCGGCAGAAAAGCCUGCAGGGACAGCUGCUGAGCACGAGACCUCUGAGGCCAAAGAAGAUGUCCUUGACAGCGGUGUGCCAAAGGUCACCUACGACGAAGAGAAGGGCAAUUUCACUAAGGAUGGCAGGUGGAUUCUCCCAAAGCGCAGCCAGUUUCCAUCAGUUUUCUGUGCCUUGCGAGUGCGUGUGCGGCUUUCGCCUUCGGGGGCUGCGGAUGUGAAUCCGUGGAAGCUUUCCGUAGAAGAGGUGGAGGCAGUUCUCCGUGACCUCGGCCUGAAAGACCUGGUCCGCUUCGAUGACAGUCGAGAUCAUGAUGCUGCCGUCAAUGCUCGAGAGGUCAUUGUGGCAGUGAAUGGGGACUUGCCGUCAGGUCUCGAAGUUGGCAAAGCGAAGGAGGUGGAAAGGCUGCACCUCUCAGCUACAAUAGUUAAUGUCUUGGACACUGCCGAUGAUCUGGAUCCGGAGCGGAUCAGCACCUUAGCUUGCCGCCUCAAAGAGGGCGAGACUGCUGACGCGCUCGUCAUGGAGCUGCCGCAGAUUUGGAUCAUCUCUGACCCCGACUUCCGAGCCAAGAGCGCCAGCAUUGGCUUGUACCCCGGCAGCUUUUGGAUGGGUUUUCUCAAAUCCUGGGGACCAGUCAGAGUUGCUGAAGUUUUCUUCAGGAAGACAACUCCUGGCGAUCCCAAAGAGCCGAUUGUUUCUGUCGCGGUCAGCUUCCGAGAGCGGGAGCACCUGGACAUGUGCUUCACCUUCAUUCAUGACAGAUACCUGGUUCAUCCCAAGCAGAAAAAUGCGCUGCGGCAGCCGUGGUGCAGACUGGCCACCUUUGAGGAGUUCAAGGCCAAAACCUUGGGCAAGCCUCUGCCAAAGCACGCGGCCAAAAAGGCGCAGCUGCAGAUCAAUCGGCCGCAUAAUCUGGGGCAGCCACCACCUGUGAAGAAGGAGGUGAAGACGUUGGAUGGCUUCGAUCGGCAGCUGACACCAGCAGAGGCAAUGGCUGGUCUCUCCGGAAGGCAGCUUGAGGCAUUUCAGAUGGUGAUGAGCAGAAUGGAGCGACUGGAGCGGGAGAACAAGGAGCUGAUGCAGAUUUUGCUCCAGAUGCAAGGUCUGUGGCAGCAAUCGCAGCAGCGGAACGAGCAGGCCAAUGCAGCCAGAGCACCGGGAGUUCCUGGAGCACAGUUGGAUGCACGGCAGGUGCCGCAGCCGCCAGCGCAGGGCAUGCCAAUGCCGCCGCCAAAGCAGGUGGCAGCACCGGCGCCAGCGCCAGUGUUUGUUCAGGCGCCGGAGGUGCCAAUGCCGCCAGAUCUGAAGCGCAAGGCAGAUGCAACUGCGGAGACCAACGAGGGUGAGGACGCGCCCUGGAAGCGCCUGCGAAGGCGCCAGCGGCGAAGCAAUGACCCAGGUGAUCCGGCGAGCGAGAUGCUGGAGUCGGACUUCACUGAGGCAUCAGAUGGAGAUCUGGGCGCGGGUCUGGCAGCUUACCACAAUGCCCUCUUGGGCAUUUGACGCGGAGAAGCAUUGCCAGAGGAAGCCAUCAAAUUUCAGCGACUCGCGAAGCUGGUUGUUGGAUUCGUCAGGCUGUUGCAUUUCGCUUGGAAGUAUGGAACAGGCAGGCCUGUUCAGGUGAGAGCUUCAGUGCAGCUUGCAGCUUUGCAGGCAGACGCAAAAUGUUGUCCGAGUUU